AUGAUGGCGCAGGCGCAGGGCCCACGGGACCUUGGCUGCAGAACAGCUCGCCUUGGAGCACUCAACACGAUCCCGCCGAGGCCCACCGUCUACGAGAAGAGCCAAUUACUGCUCGUGGUACAGACAAUGGCCACCGUCCGAUUCCUGCAGAUGCCUGAACCGGGACGCGUUGCCCAUACCGCGUUAUCUGCAGCAUUUGUCACCAAACCUAGUCUGCUAGAUGCCGCUCUCUUCAUGACUGAAGUUGGGGCGCCGGCUGCUUUCCACAUGGCUGAUGCAACGAAAAGAGCUAGCGAUGGCGAGGCAGUAUCUGCAUAUAGCCUCGCUAGUCCAGCAUUUACAUCUUUUGCUAAUGAUUGCAAAGAGCGCCCUCGUCUGCAGCGCCAGUGGCUCGCUCAUCUUCGCUACACGGUAUGCGAAGAUGAGGCAAGCGUCUUGGACGUAGUCAUGCAGCUCGACUGGUCUCAAUUGAGGGAUACCUCUGUGAUUAUGUUUGAAGCAGGAUCAGCAUCGAGCAUGACCGUAAUGGCGUUGGCCGAUUUAUAUCCAGCUCUAGAUUUCACUGUCCAGGUCUCCGAGCCUCCAGAAAAUCGAAGGGGUUCCAUUGCAAAUCAUGGCUAUCAGCAGAGCUCUCAUCCCCGCGUGAGUAUCCAGCAUCGCCCCUGCGGGACGUGUCAGACGGCGCUCAACGGCGCUAUGUACAUUCUCUCAUUUCCCGCCACGUCGCCCCUGCUACCACGUGUAGAGCUUGGUCCUUGCAUACUCGCCGAGCUACAAUUACACUUGACAGUUUUGGCUAGUUCACAGGCGAGGUUGAUCCUUGUCGUUCGGAACGUCAGGCUCGUAUCGGCCGAGGAGACGUGUCUGACCAAAGACAUGAAUUUGGAGUUGGAGAGCCGCGCUCGUCUGCGAGAUUUGUCACGCUGGCAAUUAGACAGCGAUCGCGAUAUGGACAUAAAUGAGCUCCUUGAGAUUGUUGAUCAGGUAUGGGACAGCAAUGGGAGCCUUGCGGUUGUGAGCCGGAAGUCAUCGCAGGAUGGGUCAGCCGUCGCAUUAGAGUUACAGUAUCAACCCUUCGCGGAAAGGAACCAGCUCAGUCUACAAUUCUGA
Diaporthe amygdali is the source of this 1110-nucleotide messenger RNA. RefSeq lists its product as uncharacterized. The transcript has 3 exons. Bases 1 to 1110 code for a protein of 369 amino acids. The record is from RefSeq and is a predicted model, not a curated record. Lineage: Eukaryota; Fungi; Ascomycota; Sordariomycetes; Diaporthales; Diaporthaceae. Gene Ontology annotation, molecular function: methyltransferase activity.